Carcharodon carcharias (great white shark) is the source of this 10228-nucleotide messenger RNA. RefSeq names its product MAU2 sister chromatid cohesion factor (gene mau2). Gene Ontology annotation, molecular function: protein binding; double-stranded DNA binding. Gene Ontology annotation, biological process: maintenance of mitotic sister chromatid cohesion; mitotic sister chromatid cohesion. Gene Ontology annotation, cellular component: chromatin; SMC loading complex. The record is from RefSeq and is a predicted model, not a curated record. The transcript is spliced from 19 exons. NCBI's taxonomy places the organism in Eukaryota, Metazoa, Chordata, Chondrichthyes, Lamniformes, Lamnidae. The coding region runs from base 9 to 1901 and encodes 630 amino acids.
CUCUCGCGAUGUUUGUGGCGGAUGCGGGUAAGAUGGCGGCAGUUGGCGCUAGCGGCCCUCAGCAGCAGCAGCCGCAGCCCCAAGCGCAGUCCCAGCCUCAGCCGCCCCAGCAGCCGCCCCAGUACACGGACGCCUGGUACUUGGCGCUGCUGGGUUUCGCCGAGAACUUCCGCACGGCCAGCCCGCCCAAGAUCAAGCUGUGUGUGCACUGCCUGCAGGCCGUCUUCCAGUUCAAGCCGUCGCAGCGCAUCGAGGCCCGCACCCAUCUCCAGCUCGGCAGUGUCCUCUACCACCACACCAAGAACACCGAGCAGGCCCGCUCGCAUCUGGAAAAGGCGUGGUUAAUAUCCCAACAAAUUCCACAGUUUGAAGAUAUCAAAUUUGAAGCAGCCAGUCUUCUGUCAGAGUUAUAUUGCCACCAGAAUCUGGUUGAUUCAGCAAAACCACUUUUACGGAAGGCGAUACAGAUCUCUCAGCAAACGCCUUAUUGGCAUUGUCGACUGCUCUUUCAGCUUGCACAACUACACACGUUAGAAAAAGAUUUGGUUUCAGCAUGUGACCUCCUAGGAGUUGGAGCCGAGUACGCAAGAGUAGUGGGAUCAGAAUAUACAAGAGCACUCUUCCUCUUAAGCAAAGGCAUGCUGCUGUUGAUGGAGCGGAAGCUGCAGGAAGUUCACCCUCUCCUGACUCUGUGUGGCCAGAUUGUGGAGAACUGGCAGGGUAAUCCCAUACAGAAGGAGUCACUACGUGUCUUCUUCCUGGUGCUACAGGUCACACACUACCUGGACGCAGGGCAGGUAAAAAGCGUGAAGCCCUGCCUGAAGCAGCUGCAGCAAUGUAUUCAAACCAUCUCUACGCUACAUGAUGAUGAGAUCCUGCCCACUAAUCCCGCAGACCUCUUCCACUGGUUACCUAAGGAGCAUAUGUGUGUACUGGUUUAUCUGGUGACAGUAAUGCACUCCAUGCAAGCUGGAUACCUAGAGAAAGCCCAGAAAUACACAGAUAAAGCACUCAUGCAGUUAGAAAAAUUAAAAAUGCUGGACUGCAGCCCAAUCCUCUCCUCAUUUCAAGUCAUGUUACUAGAGCAUAUCAUCAUGUGUCGACUUGUAACAGGCCACAAAGCCACAGCUCUCCAAGAGAUUUCUCAGGUCUGUCAGCUGUGUCAGCAGUCUCCCAGGUUGUUUUCUAACCACGCUGCCCAGCUUCACACGUUACUGGGUCUGUAUUGCAUCUCUGUAAACUGCAUGGACAAUGCAGAGGCACAAUUCACAACAGCACUUAGGUUGACUACACAUCAGGAGUUAUGGGCGUUCAUAGUGACAAACUUGGCCAGCGUCUACAUCAGGGAGGGCAACAGACACCAGGAGUUAUACAAUCUACUGGAAAGAAUAAACCCAGAUCACAACUUCCCAGUCAGUUCUCAUUGCCUCCGAGCAGCUGCAUUCUACAUCCGGGGCCUCCUGUCCUUCUUUCAGGGAAGGUACAAUGAAGCAAAGCGAUUUCUACGAGAGACUCUGAAAAUGUCAAAUGCAGAAGACUUGAAUCGAUUAACAGCCUGUUCCUUGGUGUUACUGGGUCACAUAUUCUAUGCUCUAGGAAACCACAGAGAGAGUAAUAACAUGGUGGUACCAGCCAUGCAGCUGGCCAGCAAGAUCCCAGACAUGUCAGUCCAGCUGUGGUCUUCAGCAUUGCUACGGGAUCUGAACAAAGCGUGUGGGAAUACCAUAGAGGCUCACGAGGCAGCUCAAAUGCACCAGAAUUUUUCUCAACAGCUUCUCAAUGACCACAUAGAGGCCUGCAGCCUUCCUGAACACAACCUGAUCAAUUGGACAGAUGGGCCUCUUCCUGUACAGUUUCAAGCCCAGAAUGGACCCACCACUAGCCUCGCCAGUCUUCUAUGAACAGAACUGAAAGUGUAAAGCGGUGGAAGCCGACGUGUCUCAAACCAGGCAACGCAUGAAAAAGGAUUUUGAAAGCAGCUUCCCAGUCAUUGCCAGGCAAACAGUAGACAGAGCGAGAGAAUGUGUCUGCAUGCAGCAUUGUGGGUACUUUCUAGUCUUUAACCUUCUUUCCUCUGGGUGGUCAGCCUAUCCCAGCUUCUAUGAUUGCUAAGGACUUUGAUGCAAAGGAGCAGUUUGGGUUGAAUUAUGUCAGUUGUCCUGUGGGAAUCAUUAUUACCCUCUGCCCUUCCCCAGUGCAAAAUGUGUUUGUAAUUUGCUAAAUUCUGUAUUCUCAACUCGCCUGUUUCUCAGCAAUGAAAUUUUUGUUUUGGGAGAAAUGAACAAGGGGACUUUGCCCUCUCCUUUCACAUCCCCCCAAUAACAUGUUCUCAUGUUCUCCCCUCUCCUACCCCAUGCCCUCAUAUGAGAUUGGAGUUGAUGUUUUCCCUGUUCUCAUCCUUAGUGAUGCAGUCGCUGUGGAAAUGGAAGGGGAACUUUGAAACUGCUAGGCUCUGAAUGAAUGGAAGGGGAGGGUGUCAAGUCGGAGGGGUUAAUUGUAUGCAUUUAUAUGUACUAUUGAUAAGUUCAGGAGCUUGGUGCUGUUGUUGGUGUUCAGUGGCAAUUUUUAUGAAAUGGCUAAGCCAGCAGUAUAAGUGGACGUCAGGAUCUUGCGAUCCCACCUGCACAUUGACAGUGUGUCCAUCUAUAAAGUAGAUGCUGUGAAUAUCGACCACAACCCCCAAAUGAUUGCAGUUUGACCAAAUUUAUUUUUUCUCUUCACCUGCUAUUUGAGACUAUUUCACCGGGAGUCUCUGUUGCAGCAAAUAAAUAGAUCACUGUCAUACUCACUCAGUCUCUCCUGCUCAGUGUAAGGCCUCGCUUCCUCCUCCUUCCCUUCCUCAUGACUCAAACCACUCCCAAAAAACAGAUCAUAGAAUCAUACCGCACAGAAGGAGAUCAUUCAUCCCAAUGCUGUAAUUUCUGCUUUUAUUUUGGUGCUAGUGUCUAAAAGAGAAAUUCUUAAAUUCUCAGGUUGUUUGAUUUUAUAAACUUCAAGGCUGAGAGCCUUGGCCACUUCAAUCAUGCAGUGAGGAAAUUCGUACAAAGCUGUUCCUUUUCCCACAUUCCACUCCCCUUAACGCACUCCCCUCAUUCGCUCCAGGUGCGGUCAGUAAAAUGUGCCCUAAUGCACUGUGCCAGCAGCUGUGGACAUUUAAUGAGGAGUGUAUCAUGUAAUAAUGGAAAAAACUCAAUGCAAAGACUUGUAAUUCACCUCUAUCAAAAAUAUGGUUUUAAUACAGACCUGCAGAGUUUUUAAACAGAAGUUGGCACCUGUCCAGGCAACCAAAUAGCUAAAUGGGUAUAGCACUGAGACCGAAGGCUGUCGAGGAUUCCCAUUUCAAUACCAUUGGUGCAUUAGAACUGGCUUCUGUGCCACUGCUGAUGGAGCAAGAAGAGGAAAUCAGCUCCUGAUACUUGUCCAGUGACCCCAGUUGGAAGGUGUGUGCCAAUUUACACUUGGCUUUGAUUCAACCCCUCUAGGAUCAAUUGUAUGCUGUUACCUCAGUACUUAGCCCUAGAGUUAACCUUUUUGUGAGACCCCUGCCUGUGUGCUGAUCUUGGUGAGCUAUGAUCCACCUGGGUGAGAGGAGGGUCACAAAUCAGCCAGGGAUCCUGCUUCGAAUUGGAAUUCAUCAGGAAGUGCUUGUGUGUGAGACUACAUCAGCCCAUUUGCCCUAAGAUCACACAAUCUGUUAUAACAUAUGCUCACACAUGAAGAUUGGCCAUUUGGGGAAGGUAUUGGCGAGUGACUCACCCGGAGAACAGAAUGCCUGCAAUGGCCAUUACCAUCAGGAGAACUGGGAAGAAAAUUAGCAACAAACAAAAAGUAAGCAAAUUGAAUUCCAAGACUUUCUUAACUGAUUAAAUGGGGGUGAAUCCUACAGGUGGAAUUUAGCUCGUCCACUAUGGAUUCUGUUUGGUGUGGGAUCCUCCUGUCUUGAUAUAAUAGCUGAGAUGGUGGAAGAGAGGGAGCUCCAUAUGGCUGUAAUGGCAGAGCUGUGAAAGAGUCACAGUGGCUGCUGGAAGAGGCCACAUACUGCCUCUGUGUGCUGGCUGAGGUGGUUGGAAAGACCAGGGGUUUGUGCAGAAACUGGGGCAGAGGUUAAACAGGAGUUAAAUUCUUCUUCUUUUCUUGGUUUAAGUUUUGUUUAUUUUUGCACUCCAAAGCAUUCGUUCUACAUCCAACAUGUAUCAUGACUUCAGGAAAUAGGCAAGGCCUGAUUGCCAUUGUGCCUUUGUUAUGAGAAAAGAAUUUGCAUUAAACUCGGAGAGUUUUUGUUUAAAAGCUUGGUGGUAGAAAUCUGAAGUAAAAACUGGAAAUAGAGACAUGGUCAGUUAGGAUCUGAAAAGGAAUGGAGAGAUUAACCACAUCAGGAUCACCUAUCUCUUUUAAGCACUAACUGGCCUGUUCUCUUUUUGUGUUUUAAGUGAUUUGUCUCCCUUCAGAUUGAUUUGAAUAAGGUGUGCUGUAUUGGAUAGUGGGAGAGAACUGAUUGGAGAUCGGUAAGAAAGCAGAUAAGUGGAGGCAAUUUCCCCCAAAUAUGCAUAGUACUGAAAUAACUCAGCUUUAACCCUGCUAAAUUAAAGUCUGAUCUAAAGGGUUGUUCUAAAUUUUAACACAAAAUCCAUGCCCCCCCCACCCCCUUGCAGUGACUUCUCAGCUGCACGUCUGUGAAUUUGAUCAGCGCUUCCCAAAACAAUAAGCACAUGAACCCUUUCCCAAAACUGAUUCAGUUCAUCACUUGUUGCCCUCUUUCCCCCAUUGCAGUGUGCUCAUUUACCUGCUGCAUCCACUCCACGUUUAACUGAGUUAGUUUUGGAACUAAUACUUCCUGCUUUUACUUGUCACCAUUACAGAGCUAUUAAGGUGACUAACCAAUCCACAUUCAAUCUUGACUCUUGUGUAAAGCUGGAAGCUGCGAAGAUAACUGUUGAUGCUGCUUGUGGCACCUCGGCUUCAUUUUUAAAAAAAUACUGUUUUAUACAGUGGAAAAUUACACUUGUCAAAUUACUUCAUUUUUUAAAAAAAUGCAGAUUACUUCCCCUGGGGAAGGGUGCGUUGAUUAUUCCUUAGACUGGAGGACAUUUUAGUGUGACUUCAUUGUAAAUAACGACUUUGAUAGGCCUAUGAAACAACCAAGAGUGAUCAGGUCCAGAAAAUGACUACCAACUGGGCAGCCUGCUGCAUUUUAAAUCCGAAGCAGUGAAGUGAUGGAUGGGCUACUCUUUACAAGAAGUCAUGCCCAACAAGGCUUUUCUUUCCUUGUGUCAGUAUGAAGCAAGCACUAGGAGAAUAAGUUUUUAAAGGUGGGUGUUACAGAUUUAAAGCAUUUUCUAAUGAGUCAGUUAAGCUGUUUUCAGCGAAUGAGUGUUCUUAGAAGUUGAAUAAGUCCACACCAAGCACAUAAGAGAAAUGGCAAAAAAAGAACCCAGUCCUUUUGUUCACCAAGGACACCAUUUGGGAAUUGCCCCCUUUUUAAAGCAAUGACUGGCAUGGAAUAAACAAACUCUUGAGUGACUGGGCUGACCACCAUGUCGGGUGCAGCCACUGUUACCACUCCUAACUCCUUAAGAUCAUUUGUUUCUUCAAAUGUAAGUCAGAAUUUUAAAGAAAAAUGUUUUUUAAAAAUUGGAAAAAAUAACUCUCAACUGCCUUCGCAUCAAACUCCUCUGUCUCCUUUAACCCCUGUACUCUCUGACUGCCCAGUAAGCUUAACCUGCAAUCUCACAUUCGGAUUCCCCACCAUUAAAGACUGUGUAUGUAAAUUAUUAGGGUUGUGUUGUUAACGCUAACAAUAUUUUGUACAGCUUGUGUUUCUUUUAUCAAAUGAUUGUAUAUUUUAUUUAGUAAGGUUAUUCUGGCUAAUCCCCUCCUCCCGACCCUCUGCCCUUUGUUAUUUAUAAUUUAACAACUUUCUCCAUCUGUGUAAGGCUCCUGAAGACAUAUUAACAAGAGAUAACAUGUACAUAUAUACAUAGGAUGUAUACAACAUGCUGAACUACCCUGCAGUUCAACUGGACAAUAAUCAGCUUGGUUCGUGUGUCUGGUGACUUUAGUCAACCUUGACAGAAAUCUGGGCAAUAAUUUUAUUGAGUGCUGCAGAGCAAUGUAAGACUGGACUAUUUUUGGUUUCUGCUUCCCUCCUCACCUGAAGGUGCUGACUUUCUCUGGCAUUUAGAUUCCAGGAGUGCGGCACACUCCAUUGCUCAGUGGCCAUUCUUCACCUUUGGCCCUAGUUGGCAAAUCUCGACAGGCGAAAGGCCAGUUGUUUUUAAUCCAAGUCCAUUUUAAUGUAUCUUCCUGAAUUUCCUCUCCCCUUGCUCAUUCUUGUUGGCUGGUGAACAAAGAUUGCCAUGGCCUGGCAAACUUUUACCCCUUCCACCCCCCCCUCGCCCCGCCCCUGAUGGCCUCCCUGUCCUGACUGGGGGAGUGUGAGGGAAUGCUUGUACCAGGUGGCCUGGAUUUAUCAGUGUUCCCAGAUCCACAUCCUCUCACUGUGCUUGUGCAGUCCAUUAGGCUGCUAUUUCUUUUAAAACACUUUGAUGGGGUGGGGUGGAGAAUAUGAUUUCAUCCCUUUUAUAAACCUAUCCUGUGAGCUUUGCCCUAUGCCCGGUAGUCAAAGUCGAUGCCUAAUUUAGUAUCAAGCCAAACAGAGCACAAGGGUCCAGGUCACAGUUAGUGCUGAGUUAGAUAAUCUCAGCUGGGGUGGAAAUUGAAGGAUUGUAUUCUACCUCUUAAUCCCUAGGUCGUCAUGUGUGCGGGCAAGAUCCAUCAUGGUUCCUCGCUUCUGAUCACUGUCCACCUAAUCUGCUAGGAAAUGUGUGAGCGGACCUUGACUGAGGCAGUAUUGGCCGACUGUGAUCUGUUCACCUGCCACCUCCCAAAAUAUGAUCAGUUAACCUAUAAGCAUUUACUGCCUGGGUUUCCAUGUGAAGAAUCCUCCUUUGGCAGAGGUUGGACAAUGGCCUGAGGGCUGCCGCCUCCUCUGGAAUGGCCAAUGCAAUUCAGCACCUUGAGUAAAAGAAGGGAAUUGAUUUGGAAAAAAAAACAGCACCCAGGCACACCUAACUGCUGGUGAGUGGCCUAAAAGCACUAGGGAGUGAGAUUUAUCAGUCUCCCAGUGUCGUGUAAAAUCUCCCCACAGGUGAUGCAAGUGUGGUAUUAGUCCCACACUGGCAGCAGCAGCUGGCUGGCACACUUAACCAGUACUCACAGCACUGCCAGUGUGGAGAUGCUCUCAGAGGAGAGGAAUUUUGAGUUUGUAUUAUACCUAGUGCCACAGGGUUACUGAUAUGCUGAUCUGCAUCAGUUGUUAAAGCCGGUUUCACUCGAGGCUGUUUUGUAUGCUGAUAUCAUUUCAAUAUUUGAUCAGAGGAUAUUCUAACUGUAAUAAAUUGGUCAUUUUUAUUUAAACACUUUUCACCCCUUCCCCGCUCAAAAAUAAUGGAAGGAGGUUGUAAAGAUUAAAUCUUUAAAAGUUUUAUAUAUGAGAUGUUUUUAUACCACACAUAUGGAAGCAGCACAAGUAAUAUCACUUAUAAGUAAAGUUAUAAGAGUUACUGACAUGUCAUAAAUUAAUUACUGCUUUAGGACACCAGUAACUUGUCUAGUUUAACAUCAGAUUCUGCAUAAUUUGAACUGUGUACCUCUGAGAGUCCACAUGUGAUUCCAGGAUAUGCCUGGACCUGUGGUGUACAUCAGAUAACUGGUUCCGGAUCACAUCCUCUUGGCUGGGUUAGCUCGUCUCAACACCACAUUGUGAUUGGCCUCGAUCCCUGGGCCAGCCAGAGCUCUUGCCCCUGUCGGUAACCCACUGACCCUCCUUCUGGACAGAGCAUGGGUGGGUCAAGAGAAGACAGAGUGGGGGAGAGCUCAGCUGUGAAAGCCCGCACGAUCGUACUGUUCGGUUGACCAUUCCGGCUCAUCCGUGAAUACCAACAGCUGGGAAGUGGUGCUAACUGGCUGCUUUGUGUCUGCAGAAACAAGAGCCAACACCUAGAAAGGGAGAGCAAAGUCAAAACUGGAUAGAGGGUUGGGAAUGUAAUAAGUGUGAUGUUGGCUUGUGUCCUAAUCCUGUGUGUGGUAUAAACCUUAGGAACAAUGGUGUUUAGCUGAAGAUAUUUUUAAACAAACCUAGCCCUCGAGUGCUUGAUGCAUUGUCUCUGAAGGCAAUAAAUAUUAAGCUUAAUGGGUGUCAGACGUUAGGAAUGAGCUGGUGGGUACGAUUCUGCAGAAACAGAUAUCCAUGGUGAAAAUUUAAAUAUUUUAUAUAAAUAUAUAUAGAUUAGAUAAAGGACAUCUUUUUAUAUAAUCGAGUUGCUGAUAUUUUUCUGUUGUCUUUUUAUAAACACCUUGUACACCAUGCCUUUGUGGUAUUUAUGUAACUCUGACCCGACUGGGUGUGAUGCCAUGCAGGUUUAUUUCUGUAUGACUGCAGUUAGGACUGGGGUGAUGAGGGGGUGGGGUUAAGAAGGGGGAGUCCGACAACAGUUGCAUUAAUGUUGUAUUUGAGACACCCACCCCACCCCUCGAGUAAACUUGCGUCAAUGCUCCCCCACUGUGUACUGUCUUAAGUUUCACCCCUUCCAUCACUCCCUUAGCCCAAAUCAAAACCUGCCUUUUUCUUCGCUGUUCAUUUGCUGAUAGCUCACUCCUCCAGACAUGGCUUCCCUCUGCUCCUUCAGGUACUUACAGCAGUGAGUGGCUGACUGUACAGAUUAGGAAGACCCCAUGUUCAGCCUGUGCUGACGGCAGCCAUUUGGUCUCAGGAUUUGUAGCUUAAGAAAGGGGUGAGGGUGGAAAAAAUUACCCACAGUUUCCAUCUCCUAAUUAUUAUCCAGUAACAUCUGCAAGGCAGUGCAGAUUUGGGUGGGAGCAGGGCUGUGCUCAGCUGUGAUGCUUCCUUGAGUAGCCAAUUGUCACUUGCUGUCCAAACUCUCUCAAGCGAUAUAAUUUAAAUGAGACAGCAGAGGGCAAUUUUAUUACCCCUGGUGAGUCAGCACCUAGGAAACCCAUACCCUUGGUGUGAGUUUUUCUUUUUCUUCCAUUUUCUUUCUCUUUCAUUAGUGUGCCCCCCCUCUCUUUCCACACUGUCUGUCUCUCUCUCUCUCUUUAUCAUCCCCUCCCCCUCUUCCUCCUCCUCCUCCAGAAGCCAGGGCAGAGUUUUCCUGGUGGUUGGUUUGGGACUAUCCCACAACCCCCAUUGACUAGGAAUGUCUCUGGUUUGACCCGCAUUCUGUACUGAGUUUUCAGCGACACACCCCGGCAGAUCAAUCGGCCUCGAUGGCGCCUGCGCCCGGGGAGAGAGAUGGAAUGAUUAUACCAGUCAGGGCUUGCACUCCAGAUAUGUUGUCCCCUGGACAGUGUCCAUCUGUUGAGGACAGGACUGGGCUGUGUGUGAAAUCUGCAGACUGACAGUCGCCAUCUAGGCAGCCACAUGUGUGAGGUGCUGACAAUGCCUAAGAUCUGAGAAACUGUACCCCAACAAGUGUCCCUGUCUUCAGGCAAUGAAGGAAGAAAACAGAGCUAUGGAGCCUCUGUGUGCUUUUAGCAUGGAACACACCAUUCUCUGGGUGAAACAAAAAUGGGGGAGAUCGAGAAAAUAUUUCUCCUCCUAUUUUCUAAGGAGAGCGUGGACAUGUUCAUCACAAUCGACAAUAAACUGGACAAAUAAUUGCAAGCACCCAUUAAUGUAUGUUGGGUGAUUAAUAUUUACAACAAUGCAGAGCAAACUGAUACAGUAACUACUACAGUAAAGAAAUUAACUUUGCAAGAACAUGCAGCUCUCAAAUGUGUAUAUCACCAUUGACUAGAUAUCAUAUUCAUUUUUGUUUCUGCAACUCUUUUUGUACAGACAAUUCAAAGUGUUUUGAAUGAGGCAAUUUUUAAUAUGUACCCUCAUCAUGUAUCUGGUGAACCAGUUUCUGUGUAAUUAUGUUCCCUUAAGAAUCAAUGUUAUGGCAGGUUUGUUAACAUGUAUGGUGUUUUAGCAUCACUGUACUUUUUGGAAUAGUUUAUAGAUGUCUAGAUGUUUUGAGAUGUAAAGGAUUCCCCAUUUCAGUGAUGAAACAUCACUGUAAAAUGGGAAAAGCUCAGUUUGUAAAUAUGGAUCUUUGUAAACAGAAUCUGCCUGUCGCUGUGUUUUUAGCUUUCUAUUAUGUUUGGAUUAACUUUUUUGGUUUUUUUCUAUAUAUCAGGGAAUUUUUAAAUAAAUUCAUAAACAAAC